Messenger RNA from Punctularia strigosozonata HHB-11173 SS5, 618 nucleotides. RefSeq names its product kinase-like protein. The annotation marks the transcript as partial. The record is from RefSeq and is a predicted model, not a curated record. NCBI's taxonomy places the organism in Eukaryota, Fungi, Basidiomycota, Agaricomycetes, Corticiales, Punctulariaceae. Gene Ontology annotation, biological process: protein phosphorylation. Gene Ontology annotation, molecular function: protein kinase activity; ATP binding. The transcript has 4 exons.
CUUUGGCGCCAAUUUGACCACCCGAACGUCGUGCCCUUCCUGGGAGUCGACCGCCAAACCUUUGAAGCUAGGUAUGCAAUUGUCACGCCAUGGAUGGAGAACGGAAAUAUGCUGGAAUACAUCCGGAGACAAGAAUUACCAUUCUACAGAAUACUGCUCUUGAUUACGAAGCUCGAAGAGGCCGCAAGGGGUUUACAUUACUUGCACGAACAUGAAUUUGUUCACGGAGAUCUUCGUGCCGCUAACGUCUUGAUCGAUGACUGCGGGCACGCGUGCCUGACUGACUUCGGCCUCACCUUCGUCGAUCACAUCGCGUCUUCGAACGGAUCAAGCACGACAGCACAUGGUAAUGCUCGUUGGCUUCCCCUCGAGAUGUUGAACGGAUCACAGGAUCGCCCCCAAUGCAGUACCGACGUCUUCUCCUUUGGAAGAGUGAUGCUGGAGGCAAGUCCGGAGUAUAUGUAUCGACGAAAUCUGAUCUGGAAUGAGGUUGAAAGGCCUACUGUUGACGGGGUUCCUAGUCAAGCAGUUCCCGAUUGGCUGUGGAAUCUUAUGCUGUGGUGUUGGGAACCCGACCCGAUGGCGAGGCCGAUGGCAUACGAUGUACUCAUCCGCCUU